Mytilus trossulus (common blue mussel) is the source of this 617-nucleotide messenger RNA. RefSeq names its product complement C1q-like protein 4. Gene Ontology annotation, molecular function: protein binding. The transcript is spliced from 3 exons. The record is from RefSeq and is a predicted model, not a curated record. NCBI's taxonomy places the organism in Eukaryota, Metazoa, Mollusca, Bivalvia, Mytilida, Mytilidae. Bases 14 to 580 code for a protein of 188 amino acids.
AUUGAGUUCUAAUAUGUUUUCCACUGGGACAUUCAUCUUGUUUGUGCUUUUCGCUGCUAUGAAUUAUGCUUUAAAAUCAGAAGCUAAAGGAAACUGUUCAAAUGAUCGAACAGAAACUAUCAUGGAAAAGCUUUUAAGUUUUGUUAAAGAAAUCAAACUAAUAAAUUCAGGCACUGACUGUAGAAACAAUCACCAAAAACCGAUAGCAUUUUAUGCUCAGUUAACAAAACAAGUGACAGUCUCUGGAUCGGAUACUGUGGUAUUUGAUAAGGUAUUCACAAAUACAGGGGAUGCAUACGAUUCCAAAACUGGUAUUUUUCGGGCACCUGUCAAAGGACUAUACUACUUUGAUUGUACAUUAAUGUCGAUUGGAACCCCAUUACACCUUAUAUUAAUGAAAAAUAAAAGUAUGCUGACCAGAGGACACAGCUUUAGUAAUCGUGAUUUUGGUUCGAUAUCUGGAACCAUAGAGCUUGAGAUUGGCGAUAAAGUGUCUAUACAACAUUACUCGGCUGCAAGAUCAGAAGCUAUCCAUGGUGAAUACGCUAGUUUUACUGGGUACUUGAUUUCAAUCUCUUGACGAUUUCAAAACUUUGGAAAAUGAAAUUACUAUUGAA